CCCCUAACCUAAGAUGCGACGUUGUCAAUAGUGCGAUGUUGCCAAUUUCACCGCGGUCCUAGGUUAGUGCUCCAAGUUUGGUCGCGCGCCCACACACACACACACACACACACACACACAUACACCAACACAUAUCCAGUUAAACAUAGACCCUAAAUUCCUGGCGAGAUCCAAAUAAUAUUUUUAACUUUUAAGUAGCAAAUAUUAUUGGGAAACUGAUAAGAAACCGCAUUUCAUGUUGUGACCAGAUGUUACAUUCUGUUUUUGUAAGAAAAAUUAUGUGGUUUUGAUUAAACCUAAUCUUAAGAAUUAAUAAUACGGAAUGCGGUUAUGCCUUCAGUGUUAGUUAUUGUUGUUCGUAAUUGAUAUAGUAGUUUCAAUCUUAUUUUGGUCUGAGACACACAUAAAAAAAAAAAUCCAAAAUGGCUCCAUUUUUAAAGCAAGUGAACGAUGACAUCGAUAUGCCGCCAAGCCCGUUUGUUCCCUAUGGACAAAUUCCUUCGCCUAACUAUUGGGUAGACGAUGAAAUCCUUCUAGCUCCAAGUACUCCGUCAUAUUCACCACCAGCGUUUGAUUACUGCAACCAUCAUCAUCAUCACUCGGAGUCUGAAAACGAUGAUAAUGUUGAUGAUGAUGAUGAUGAUGAUGUUUCACUACCAGACCCCACAAUUCCAAUUAAACAAAUAGUUUUUAACGAUUUGUGGGAGCAGGAGGAGGAACCAUUAGACUUAAGGAUUAUCACCGUGCAGGACAGUGAAAGUGAUAUGGAGCAGGAGGAGGCUUUAGAUCUAAGGAUUAUCACGGUGUACGACAGUGAUGAUGAUAUUUCAGAGUGAUUGUAAUAUGGAGCAGGAGACUUUAGACUUAUUAUUUAAUGAUUGUUUAACUCUAGGACAGGAAAAUAAAUCAGUUUAAAUUUCUA
Messenger RNA from Ceutorhynchus assimilis (cabbage seed weevil), 922 nucleotides. The record is from the annotation of a GenBank genome assembly. Lineage: Eukaryota; Metazoa; Arthropoda; Insecta; Coleoptera; Curculionidae.